CACAUGACCAGAGAAGGUUAUAAAUAUGGGGGCCGCAGGCAUUUGCCUCUCUGACACACGGACGCAGUGAGCAGUGACAUGGCGUCGACGAGCCGUGGAGACGCUUUAGCCCUUCCCAGAGUUCAGUGUCCCAACCACCCUGAUGCCAUCCUGGUGGAGGACUACAGAGCAGGGGACAUGAUAUGCCCCGAAUGCGGCCUUGUAGUAGGUGACCGUGUAAUUGAUGUUGGCUCAGAGUGGCGAACGUUUUCUAAUGAGAAAGCCCUUAAAGACCCAUCCAGAGUGGGAGACGCCCAGAACCCGCUGCUCAAUGGAGGAGACCUGACCACCAUGAUCAGCAAGGACAGAACAAACAACUUAUUCAAGCAAGUGUAUGAACAGAAGAGCCUGAAGGGACGAGCCAACGAUGCCAUCGCUUCAGCCUGUCUCUACAUCGCCUGCAGGCAAGAAGGCGUACCGAGAACUUUUAAAGAGAUCUGCGCCGUCUCUAGAAUCUCCAAGAAGGAGAUCGGUAGAUGCUUCAAGCUGAUCCUGAAGGCGCUGGAGACCAGCGUGGACCUAAUCACCACGGGAGACUUCAUGUCCCGCUUCUGCUCAAACCUCGGGCUGCCCAAGCAUGUGCAGAUGGCGGCCACCUACAUCGCCAGGAAGGCUGUGGAGCUCGACCUGGUGCCCGGCAGGAGCCCGAUCUCUGUGGCCGCGGCAGCUAUCUACAUGGCCUCCCAGGCCUCCGCAGAGAAGAAGACCCAGAAAGAAAUCGGAGAUAUCGCCGGGGUCGCAGACGUCACAAUCAGACAGUCAUACCGACUCAUCUACCCGCGGGCCGCGGAACUUUUCCCUCCAGACUUCAAAUUCGACACACCCGUCGACAAGCUGCCUCAGCUGUGAAGACCCUGCCUACACUUUUUUUUUUCAUGCUUUUUUAAAAAAAAAAAAAAAAAUUUGUGUUGAAUUUGGACGAUUUCUCUUUGUCUCUUCUAAAGACUUCAGGCCCUUUAUCGAGGCGCUCUCCAAGGAAUAAGACGGACACAUUCCAGUGCUGAAAGAAACUAGCUUGCAGACUGCACUUACAGAAUUUCAUUUGUGUGUAUAUACUGUACUAUGUAUAUAUGUGCAAGUGGGAAUGUGUAAUUUGAUGCUUGCAAAUUUUAGGCUGGUUUCAUACUGUAUACAUAAAAAAAUGUUUCUGUAGAAAAAUGACCAGUUUCUAUUUUGUUAGUUUGUUUCAAUUGUUCUAAGUAAUAAAAGAAAAUAUUAAAAAAUGUUUUUCAGUAAA
Molecule: messenger RNA, 1276 nt
Organism: Paralichthys olivaceus (Japanese flounder)
Lineage: Eukaryota; Metazoa; Chordata; Actinopteri; Pleuronectiformes; Paralichthyidae
Source: RefSeq, a predicted model, not a curated record